GGUUCUGCGGCUGCCCCGCCACAACAAGUACCCCGCCCGCAGCCGCGUCCUCCUCAGGCCCAGCCCUUACCGCCGCGGCUCCACGUCAUACCAGCCAAGCUCCAGGCCGCACCGCCUUUCCUGCAAGGCGUGCCGGAUGUAGCACCUCGCUAUGGACCCCUUGCCACCUCGCGCUGGAGCAAAGUGACCGGUCCUGAGAUGGUUUCUGGCAUGUACAGAUGAACAGAUGAAGAUGAACGAGCUGAGGUCUCGUCGGUUGGGGCAUGCGGCAUUGCGACCGGCGCUUUGGAGCUCGCAGCGUCUCGUGCGAGCAUCAAAAGACGAAUAGGGGCGACCUCGCUCCAGGUCUAGGACAGUGCUCGGGAGUGAAGAUGACGAUUGGGGCUAGCGGUGCACGACGCAGCAUUCAUAUCCUAAUCUGCAACACAGUGCGCUCGGCCUCGCAUUAUCACCGUCCGGGCCAUAACGCCGACCCCCGCUGCAGUCUUGGGUGCAUAGAAGGACGCGCGCUCCCCGCGGCUUCCCAUUCACACACCGGAUCGAUGUGGGCACAAGAAGUUGGCAGUCAUUGGUUUCGAGGCGGCGUCUUGCCCGGUCAUGGCGAAACGGAACUCCUGGAUGACCAUUCAGCGAACUGCUCAUCUUUCAUUCCAAGGCGGUCUGGACCGCAGUUUGCAUGGCGGUUGUCAUAUACCGUGGUUAUUGCCCUCGUCUGAAAAACAUCGUGAAGUGAUAGGCAAAUGCGCGGUGGAAAGUCUCGCUGAGCGCGAAGUCUAUGCUACAGCACGAGAUGCUACUAGAGCGGCGAUUUGCAAUUGGAGUGUGCGUGCCUGUCGCGAUCGUUCGAUUCUGCGAAUGAACGGACCAUGUGUUGCUACUCACUGAAGUCAAUA
Molecule: messenger RNA, 893 nt
Organism: Laetiporus sulphureus 93-53
Lineage: Eukaryota; Fungi; Basidiomycota; Agaricomycetes; Polyporales; Laetiporaceae
Exons: 2
Coding region: 264-716 (150 amino acids)
Source: RefSeq, a predicted model, not a curated record